This is a messenger RNA of Triticum aestivum (bread wheat), 3731 nucleotides long. RefSeq names its product disease resistance protein Pik-2. Bases 546 to 3104 code for a protein of 852 amino acids. The record is from RefSeq and is a predicted model, not a curated record. Lineage: Eukaryota; Viridiplantae; Streptophyta; Magnoliopsida; Poales; Poaceae. Gene Ontology annotation, molecular function: ADP binding. Gene Ontology annotation, biological process: defense response to other organism. The transcript has 5 exons.
GGCGGCUUCCUCUGUCGCAAAUAUCUCCAACGACGAGUGGCCCUGGAUUUCUGUGGUUCCAUUUGGUGGCCGCUCGAGCCCGCGCUGUCAAUGGCACCCGUCGCCGUCGCGCUUGGCUCUUGUUGGCACUCUCCCUCCGGCGAUUGGCCGCCUGGGGUUUCCCGGUUGCUUCGCGCCUUGUCUUGUCGCCCGUGCCGUCAGUGCCACGCGGUUAUCGCCGUCGGCAGGACUGCUCGCGCGUACAUAUCCACUGGUUGUGGCCUCUUUUGCAGUUCGUGACGUAUUUCCUGCUUGGCUCCACAGUUCCCUUCCCCUCCAGUGGAUACCAUUAGCGUCUUCUCUGUUCCACAGGCAUCCUAUCUUUGCUGUGCUGUGGUCUGGUGACCAGUGAGCAGUUGCGCAAUUGUUCAGACUUCAGACUUGAGAGUUCAGACCAAGCAAAUUGGCUUCAGACUUCAGCUCGUGAGGUGCUCUUUGCUGCGCUGUGGUGACCCGUCAGCAGUCGAGCAAUUGUUUCAGACUGAGCAAUUAGAAAUCGAGGCCCGAUGGAGGUGGUGACCGGAGCUAUGACCACCCUCCUGCCCACGCUCGCAGGCCUGCUCAAGGAGGAGUAUGACCUGCACAAGAACACCAGGGGUGAGAUCAGGUUCCUCAAAGCCGAGCUGGAGAGCAUGGAGACAGCCCUGCUCAAGAUUUCUGAGGCACCUUUGGAUCAGCCACCUGACGUCCAGGUCAAGCUUUGGGCGAGGGAAGUCAGGGAGCUAUCCUAUGAAAUCGAGGACAGUGUCGAUAAAUUCAUGGUGCGUCUUGAUAGACGUGCACAAAAAAAUCCGCAUAGCUUCAUGGGCUUCAUCAAUAAGAGCAUAGAUCUGAUGACGAAGGCUAAAAUCCGCCACAAGAUGGGCACUGAGAUCAAAGACAUCAGGAGCCGUAUCAAGGAGGUCAGCGAGCGACGCGAUAGGUACAAGGUUGACAGUGUACCUUCCAAGCCUGCCAGACCAACUAUUGACAGCCUUCGCCUAUCAGCCCUAUACAAAGAGGCAACAGAACUCAUUGGCAUCGAAGAGAAGACAAAUGACCUAGUUAAGAGGCUGACAGAGGGGGAGGGGGCGUCCAAGCAACAGGUCAAGACAAUCUCCAUUGUUCGUUUUGGAGGCUUAGGCAAAACAACCCUUGCUAAUGCUGUGUUUCAUAAGUUUAAACCGGAAUUCGAUUGUGUGGCCUUUGUUUCCGUGUCUCUUAAUCCUAACAUGGAGAAUAUUUUCAAAAACAUGCUCCAUCAACUUGACAGGCACAGAUACUUUAACAUCAACGAAUCAACAUGGGGUGAAGCAGAGCUUGUCAGCGAGCUAAGAGAUUUUCUUCUAAACAAGAGGUACUUCAUUGUGAUUGAUGACAUAUGGAACAAUUUUGUAUGGAAAGAAAUCAAACAUGCUUUGAUUGAGAACGAAUGCGGAAGUAGAAUAAUUACAACAACUCGCGCUUUUGAUGUUGCCAAACAAGUUGGUGGUGUUUAUGAUCUAAAGCCUCUUUCUCUUGCGCACUCAAGAAACUUAUUCUUCCAAAGAAUAUUUGAUGCUGAAGAAAAAUUUCCUUCUAAUGAAUUAGCCGAAGUAUCUGAUAACAUUAUUAAGAGAUGUGGUGGAGUACCAUUAGCUAUUAUUACGACAGCUAGUAUGUUAGCCAGUAAAAACAGAAAUGAUUGGUCCAAGGUCUACCAAGCUAUGGGUUCUGGGCUACAAGAUAGUACUGAUGUGAAGGACAUGAGAAGGAUAUUAUCAGUCAGUUACUAUGACCUACCUCCACAACUAAGAACAUGUUUAUUGUAUAUAAGUUUGUAUCCAGAAGAUUAUAAGAUCAUUGCUAGAGAUUUGAUAUGGCAAUGGAUUGGUGAAGGCUUUGUUCAGGAAGAACAUGGAAAGAGCUUGUAUGAAGUAGGAGAAAAUUAUUUCUGUGAGCUCAUUAACAAAGGCUUGAUCCAACCAGCAGAUGUCACUGAUGAUAAAGCGAGUGCUUGUCGUGUACACAAUAUGGUGCUUGACCUUAUCACUUCCAUAUCAAGGGAAGAGAAUUUUCUAACAUGUAUAGGUGGUCAACAAUCUGGAUCUGCACCAAGUAAGAUCCGUCGUCUAUCAGUCCAAAGCAUAAAUGAAGACGAUGCCAAGCAGAUGGCAACUAUGAACUUGUCCAAUUUGAGGUCAAUCAUUGUGUUUGGACGAUAUAUCAAUUUGUUACCAGUCCUUUCAAGGUUUUCAGUGUUGCGUGCAUUGGACAUAAGUUAUUCUUGGAAUGUGGGCAAUCAUCAUGUAAAGAUUAUUUGCAAUAUGUUUCACUUGAGGUAUUUAUGGCUACACAAUACAUGUAUCUCUGAGAUCCCGGAUGAGAUUGUGAAUCUUCAGUUCUUGCAAGUACUGGACAUAAGUGGGACGACAGUACAAGUGUUACCAGCAUCAUUUGUUCAGCUAACACAACUAGUGUACCUUCAUCUUGGUAUGUCCACGGCCCUGCCAGCAGGAUUGGGGAAUUUAAAAUCGCUGCAAGAAUUGCUAGGUAUCAAUAUUGCGUCUCCAUCCAUGCUGCAUGAUCUGAGCAAGCUGACUGAAUUGAGGAAUCUUCGUGUCAGGUUUUAUGGAUGGAACGAUGACUAUAAGGAACUUUUCCAGCGGUGUCUCUCCAGCCUGUUCAAUCUCAAAUGCAUUAAAAUAGAUGGUGUCCAUCGAAAUAUUGAUUUCGGAGGUGACAACUUGUCGCCUGAGCAGCUUCACUGCAUUCAUCUGACCUCUAGCGAGAUUUGUGAUGUGCCAAGAUGGAUAUCAUCGCUCUCCAACCUCUCUACCCUUAAAAUCCAGGAUCUAAAAACACUUAGUCAGGAGCAUCUUCAAGUGCUUGGCAUCAUGCCAUCACUCCGUGAUCUCAAUAUAUGGGUGCCGGAAAUCGCACAAGGCCGACACGAAAGGUUUGUGAUUGGCAGCAGUUAUCCAUUCCGGUGUCUAGCAAAGCUCAAGAUCGGCAGCCAAAUCAUGGGGCUGAAGUUCGCACAAGGGGCCAUGCAGGAGCUACAAACCUUUGAGAUUAUUUUAUCAGUGCAGCGGACAUGGGAUUGAUUUGGUAAUUUGGACUUUGGCCUGGAGAACCUUUCUUCGCUUAAACAGGUCUAUGUUGGGAGGUGGUACGCUGUGUCAUGGUCCAAGCCAGAGCCGGAAGAGUCAGAGGAUGCAAUUUGGCAAGCCGUACACAUGAAUCCCAACAAGCCGACGCUCGAGUUCGUCAUGUUCAAGUUGUGAUGAUGAGUCGGAAAAUCAUUUUGGAAAAUCAUCCUCGUUAAUCUGCAGCGAUGUCUCCUGGUGAUUCUUCAGGAGCUACAGUUAUUACAUCAAAUAAAUAAUCUGUUGUGCAGAGGAUUCCUGCAAACUUCUUAUGCGAUCUGUAUCAUUAUAUUGACAGUUUCAUGUCAUGUAUCUAUUAUGUCCCUGGAUCAUAUUUUCCGUGACGGUGUCCAUGACAGGAUGAAUGAACUGAGACCACAUCUUGUUUCUCUUCCUGAGGUUUGUUCUGAAUAUACAGGGGAGUAUUCACUUGCAAUCACGGGUCUUAAAUCUGCAAACAAGAUGGUGAACUGCUCGGAUCUAGGCUAAAAUGCAGAAGCUAGUUUCUUCCAGAAGUGGCGCAUUUAAUUUCUUCCAGAAGUUUGUUCUGAAUAUACAGAUGAAUAUUUACUUUGCAAGUGUGGA